This is a messenger RNA of Metopolophium dirhodum (rose-grain aphid), 702 nucleotides long. RefSeq lists its product as uncharacterized. Bases 1 to 591 code for a protein of 196 amino acids. The transcript has 4 exons. Lineage: Eukaryota; Metazoa; Arthropoda; Insecta; Hemiptera; Aphididae. The record is from RefSeq and is a predicted model, not a curated record.
AUGUUCAACAACUGUAUUUUUGAUUACUUACUAUUUAUAGAUGAUCAUGUACCAGACACUACUCAAAUGUUGAUGAAUAUUGGUCAUGUCUUAAAAAAUGCUCUUUUAUCAGUUGCAGGACAGAUAAAUGUAUUAAAAAAAGACAACGAAACAUUAAAAGUAGACCUUGCCAAAAACCAAGAAUAUCUUGUUGAUUUAAUCAGAAUGGUAAAUAACAAAGGAUUUAAUAAUGAGGAUAAAAGCUAUUUUGAUAGAUCUAAUUUAAAAAUACCAGUAAAAAAUUUUGAAGAAUUAAAGGCACUGGAAUCAAAUGAUGAACAAAAAAAAAUUCUAGCUCAAGUACUUCGCAGAAAUGGGAAAUCAUUUGAUUCCAAGCGUACUACUUAUCAAAUGCUAAAAAUAUUAAUGGACAAUAGAGUAGCUGAACUUUUAAAUGUCGAUGGCAAAAGGGGCAUAAAGUUAGCAUUUGUUAAAAUGGACUUGUACACUAUUUCAAUUGAUAGUGUGAAACACUUAUUUCCUGAUGAACCUGUACCACUCAUAAAAAACCAAAUUAGUGAUUGGUUAAAACAAGCACCAAGGAGAAAGUGAUACAUAAUAUUGUUUUUUUUUUUUUCAUUUAUAUAUAAUAUGUAAACAUAUCCAUAUAGGUAUGGAAUAAGUUUUUUAAGUUUUUGAUUUUAAUACAUUUACUGUAUUGCA